GUCUGGGUCCAAGCGAUCGGAGGCCUUUUUUUGCUUCGACGGGCUGAAGAGCUUCGUUGUUGGAAAGCAGCGAGAAGAGGUCUUCCCGGCUGGCCAGCGCCCGAAGAUGGCGCCGGAAGUGGCGGGACAGACCGCGAAGAGACCUUUGCCGGGCGGGCAGGUCGAGAGGCUCGUGGAACUUCUUCCAGGGCCAUCAAGCGGGCCCACAGUGCUGAUCGAGGGCGUUGGCGCUGCUGCACUCCGCCGCUUUUGGGCCGCAAUGGCAGCUGUGGACCUUCCGCUGUGGAUGCUAGGCGAGGGCGCGCAGACGUGGAAUGUGCAGAAGCUGGCCGCCCUUCGCAAGGCGCGACAUCGAUGCAAAAUGGCCACAGCGCCCUUCCCAUUGGUCGCCCGGUGGCAUAG
Symbiodinium necroappetens is the source of this 402-nucleotide messenger RNA. Lineage: Eukaryota; Dinophyceae; Suessiales; Symbiodiniaceae. The record is from the annotation of a GenBank genome assembly.